GCAGAACAGACAAGUCCCACACGGCAGCUUGGUGCAGACCUAGCGGACACCAUGAGGACCCUCGCUCUACUCACUCUGCUCGCCCUGACUGCGUUCUGUCUCUCCGACCUAGCAGAUGCAAAGCCCAGCGGCCCUGAGUCUGACAAAGCCUUUAUGUCCAAGCAGGAGGGCAGUAAGGUAGUGAACAGACUCCGGCGCAACCUUGGAGCCUCAGUCCCCAGCCCAGAUCCCCUGGAGCCCACCAGGGAGCUGUGUGAGCUCGACCCCACUUGUGACGAGCUAGCGGAACAAAUUGGCUUGGGGCCCGCCUACAAGCGCAUCUACGGUGUCACUAUUUAGGACCUGUGUUGCCCUAAAGCCAAACUCUGGCAGCCUCAGCUUUGGCUACUCUCCAGGACUCAAACACCCCCCCCCCCCGUCCCCGCUCUCUGCCCUGCAAGUAUGGAUGGCACAGCCGCUCCAAAAUAAAGUCCAGAUGAGGAA
This is a messenger RNA of Mus pahari (shrew mouse), 483 nucleotides long. It is a transcript of the gene Bglap, whose product is annotated as bone gamma-carboxyglutamate protein. The record is from RefSeq and is a predicted model, not a curated record. Gene Ontology annotation, biological process: regulation of bone mineralization; response to vitamin K; osteoblast differentiation. Lineage: Eukaryota; Metazoa; Chordata; Mammalia; Rodentia; Muridae. Gene Ontology annotation, molecular function: structural constituent of bone; hydroxyapatite binding; calcium ion binding. Bases 52 to 339 code for a protein of 95 amino acids. Gene Ontology annotation, cellular component: extracellular region. The transcript has 4 exons.